Messenger RNA from Dentiscutata erythropus, 137 nucleotides. NCBI's taxonomy places the organism in Eukaryota, Fungi, Glomeromycota, Glomeromycetes, Diversisporales, Gigasporaceae. The record is from the annotation of a GenBank genome assembly.
AUGGAAAAAAUAUCUCAUAACUAUUGUCCUUAUUUUUACUUAUCUGAAAAAAUUGUGAAUAAAGGAGGAAAUCGAGUUGCUGUGUGUAACUGUUGUAUAAAUGCUUUAGGAUUUAAAGUUGUAUCAAAAAAAGAAGA